GAAAUGAAGAACAAAUCAGUGGAAAUGCAGUUCAUUCUGGUAGGUUUGACAGAUGACCCACACCUACAAAUUGUGAUUUUCUUGUUUCUCUUUCUCAACUACACAUUGAGCCUGAUGGGAAAUUUACUGAUUAUCCUUCUCACCCUGUUGGAUCCCCGUCUCAAGACUCCUAUGUAUUUCUUCCUCCGAAAUUUCUCUUUUUUGGAAAUCAUAUUCACAACAGUGUGUAUUCCCAGAUUCCUGAUGACCAUUGUGACUAGAGACAAAACCAUUUCUUAUAAUAAUUGUGCAGCUCAAUUAUUUUUUGUCCUUUUACUGGGAGUUACAGAGUUUUACCUUCUGGCUGCCAUGUCUUACGACCGCUAUGUGGCCAUCUGCAAACCGCUGCAUUACCCAAUCAUCAUGAACAGCAAGGCUUGCUACCAACUUGUACUCAGCUCUUGGGUAACUGGAUUCCUAAUCAUCUUUCCCCCAAUGGUCAUGGGACUCAGACUGGAUUUCUGUGCUUCCAGAGUCAUUGAUCACUUUGUGUGUGAAACUUCUCCUGUCCUACAGAUAUCCUGCACAGAUACACAUGUUCUAGAAUUGAUGGCUUUUAUCCUAGCUGUGGUGACACUUGUGGUCACAUUGCUGUUAGUGAUUCUCUCUUACACUUACAUCAUUAAGACUAUUCUGAAAUUCCCCUCUGCACAGCAAAGGACUAAAGCUUUUUCCACAUGUACUUCCCACAUGAUUGUUGUCUCCUUGACUUAUGGUAGCUGUAUCUUCAUUUAUAUUAAACCAUCUGCAAAAGAAAGAGUGACUGAAUCCAAAGGUGUAGCUUUGCUCUAUACCUCAGUUGCCCCUUUACUAAACCCAUUCAUUUACACUCUAAGGAAUCAGCAGGUCAAAGAAGCCUUCAAGGAUGUUGUACAAAAUAUUGUGAAUUUUUCAAAAAAAUUAUUUUAA
Molecule: messenger RNA, 948 nt
Organism: Choloepus didactylus (southern two-toed sloth)
Lineage: Eukaryota; Metazoa; Chordata; Mammalia; Pilosa; Megalonychidae
Product: olfactory receptor 6C6-like
Exons: 1
Coding region: 4-948 (314 amino acids)
Biological process (GO): G protein-coupled receptor signaling pathway
Cellular component (GO): membrane
Molecular function (GO): G protein-coupled receptor activity; olfactory receptor activity
Source: RefSeq, a predicted model, not a curated record